Messenger RNA from Dipodomys ordii (Ord's kangaroo rat), 2598 nucleotides. It is a transcript of the gene Ube2j1, whose product is annotated as ubiquitin-conjugating enzyme E2, J1. Lineage: Eukaryota; Metazoa; Chordata; Mammalia; Rodentia; Heteromyidae. The transcript has 8 exons. The record is from RefSeq and is a predicted model, not a curated record. The coding region runs from base 99 to 1061 and encodes 320 amino acids.
CGCGUCUCACCUCCCCGGCCGCAGUCGGGUGGCCCGGAGGGCGUCAGCGAGGCCCAGUCGGCCGGAGCCGCGUCAGCGGGCCCAGACGUCCCCCCGCCAUGGAGACCCGCUACAAUCUGAAGAGCCCGGCUGUUAAGCGUUUAAUGAAAGAAGCGGCAGAAUUGAAAGAUCCAACAGAUCAUUACCACGCGCAGCCUUUAGAGGACAACCUUUUUGAAUGGCACUUCACAGUGAGAGGGCCCCCAGAUUCUGAUUUUGAUGGAGGAGUUUAUCAUGGUCGAAUAGUGCUGCCACCAGAGUAUCCUAUGAAGCCACCAAGCAUUAUUCUCCUAACGGCUAAUGGACGGUUUGAAGUGGGCAAGAAAAUUUGUUUGAGCAUCUCUGGACAUCAUCCUGAAACGUGGCAGCCUUCAUGGAGCAUAAGGACAGCAUUACUAGCCAUCAUUGGGUUCAUGCCAACAAAAGGAGAAGGAGCCAUAGGCUCUCUAGAUUACACACCAGAGGAAAGAAGAGCACUUGCCAAAAAAUCACAAGAUUUCUGCUGUGAAGGCUGUGGCUCUGCCAUGAAGGAUGUCCUUCUGCCUUUAAAGUCUGGAAGUGAUUCAAGCCAGGCCGACCAGGAAGCCAAGGAGCUGGCUCGACAGAUCAGUUUCAAGGCAGAAGUCAAUUCAUCUGGAAAGACUAUUGCUGAGUCAGACUUAAGCAAAAACUCUUUUUCACUAAAUGAUUUACAAGAUGAUACACCUGCCACAACAUUCCAGGGUGCUACAGCCAGCACAUCGUUUGGAGUCCAGAACUCGUCUGUGGCAUCCUUUCAACAACCUACCCAACCUGUGGCUAAGAAUACCUCCAUGAGCCCUCGGCAGCGCCGGGCCCAGCAGCAGAGUCAAAGAAGGUCAUCCACUUCACCUGACAUAAUCCAGGCCCAGCAGCCAAGAGACAACCACACCGAUCAUGGCGGGUCAGCUGUACUGAUUGUCAUCCUGACUUUGGCAUUGGCAGCUCUAAUAUUCCGACGAAUAUAUCUAGCCAAUGAGUACAUAUUUGACUUUGAGUUAUAAUACUGCUUUCUGACUUCAAGAGUUGUGACUCAACUGCUUCAUUAAACAUUCUGUAUUGGGUAUAAUCUAAGAAUUGUUUAAAAAAGAUUAUUUUGUAUUUAUCCUUCAUUCCUUUUUUUUUUUUUUGAUCCUUAUAAAUUCAAUGUAAGUAUAGCCAGACAUUCAGGCUGUGUCCAGCAAUAUCUGCUGUUCAGUAAGAGAUCAGAAGCCAGAGUUCAUGGUCUCAUUAUUUCACCUGCUUCACAGACAAAGAAUUUAUUACUGUCUCUCCAGCUCAACUUCUUUUUCUGUAAAUUUGCCAUACUUUUCUGUGUAGCCCUUUGAAUUUUUCAGAUAAAGGAUGGUGUUUUAAAUUCCCAUGAGUAUUAUCUAGUUGCUCAGUAUCAUUUAGAGAGUACUCUUUCUACUGUAGAAUGAGGCAGGGAAAGAAGAAUUGAAAAGGGAGACCAGAACUCAAGUAGCUUCCUUCAGUGUCAUUGUAAGAGAAAUACUAGGGUUGCCCAUUCUGUGACUUUGUUUGCGUUUUAAAUAUUCUCCAGUGAAAUAACUUUUUUCAAACACUUGGAGCAUCUUUGUUGCAUCUUUGUUACAUCUUUGUUACUGGAUGUUACUUGAAGAGGAAGUACUUUGCAACCACUUUGAUAUGCUGUUAUUACCCCCUCUGAUAUAUAUAUAUAUAUAUAUAUAUAUAUACAGAUUUUACAAAAAGAAAGGAGGAAGAAAAGGGAAGGAAGAAAAAGAACUCAGUUCUCCAUAGCCCUUUUUCUUAAGGAAGGAAGGGUUCAAGCUAGGAAAUUGCUUCAUUUUCUUUCAGAGAAGUGAGCGGAUCAUAAAUUUGAAUAUUUGUCCUGCUCUGAGUUGUAUAUAUUUUGAAAUGUAUUAUUAUACCUAGCUUUGUAAUUGCUAUAAAUUUUAAUUAUCCCAGGAAUAUGCAUAAUUUGAAAUAUUUCACAUACCAUUUUAAUAGAAAAACUCAGGGCCCCGGUAAUAGCAGUAAUAGAAGGUAGGAAAUCUUUACUUAGAAUUAUUCCAAUCAAAGCCCAAGAAAGAUGUCCAGUGAAAAGAGUCUGUAUGUUGUUUAGUGCUAGCCAGCUGCCCAGAUGCUAAUAGAUAAACGUGUUGUCACAAUGCUGCUGCAGCACUGCCCACAGAAGACUGCAUCAUGCUCCCUAGUGGCAUGGAGGCCCUGUCGUGAAGACUGAAUUUUCAGAUGCAGGCUUUUAGGUUAGCCUCUAAAAGUACACUUAAGAUUUUUUUGUUUCAUUUUGACACCACAAGCAAUAUAAAUAAUAUUUAAGCUCUCAUCCAUGAAAAUUAUCCCAUUUGGGAUAGGGUAUUCAUAAAGUCCUUAUGUGAUUUUAACUGAAUUAUGGGCAGGAUACAAAAGACUACAUAAAAUCGUUUUAAAGACAAAUUUAACUUUUAUUCUUGUUAUGAGACUAGAAUUUCGAACCUACUAACCACAAGACAUAAUUUCUGUUUUCAUAGCCAGUUUUCCAUUAUGUCUGCAUCUAAAAUAAAAAUAUAUUGUACAACA